This is a messenger RNA of Lotus japonicus, 404 nucleotides long. RefSeq lists its product as uncharacterized. The transcript is spliced from 2 exons. The record is from RefSeq and is a predicted model, not a curated record. The coding region runs from base 28 to 384 and encodes 118 amino acids. NCBI's taxonomy places the organism in Eukaryota, Viridiplantae, Streptophyta, Magnoliopsida, Fabales, Fabaceae.
UUUAUCAGUAAAACAACUCACGAAUUAAUGGCUUUUCUAAAGAUGGUGUUAAUGGUGAUGGUGUUGUUCUGUGCUCUUGUGAGCACUGAUUAUGUGGGAACUGCACAAAGGAUGGAGAAAGCACAAGAGACUAAUACUGCAGUCAACAAAAUAAACACAGAAGGAAUUGCCAACGCACUAGGGAUAAGUACUACUCAAAUGAUAAGUCCAGGUCCAACAUCAGCAUCAGAUCAAAUGUGCAACUACAUAGGCCCCUGCAUUGCUGAAGUCCAUGAUGAAAAAUGCAACCAAUAUUGUAUUUUUCGAGGAUAUCUUAAGGGUUACUGUCAAGCAUCUAGUGCAGUUCCUCCAUAUCCUCUGUUAUGUUGUUGUAUUAAAAAAUGAUUUAUAUUGUACCUUAGAGU